AUGACCACCCCACCACCAACUCUCAAACGCGUAUGCAUCGUCGGCGCCGGUCCCUCCGGUCUCAUCGCCGCCAAAACCCUCACCCGCAACCACCCAGGCGUCUUCCACGUGACCAUCUUCGAAGCCCUCGACCGCAUCGGCGGGCUCUGGCCGCUCUCCAAGUCCGACGAUGGCCUCGUCAAUCCAGAUAUGUGUACGAACCAAAGCCGUCAUACCGUUACGUUCGCCGGCUUAGCAUGGCCGGAAAACACGCCGUUGUUCCCGAAAGCGUGGCAGGUUGGCGGGUAUCUUGAACGGUAUAGGGAGAUGUAUGGGGGUUAUGAGGUUAGAUUGGGGACGAGGGUUGUGAAAGCGGAAUUCAAGGAGGGGAAGUGGAGGGUGGAGACGAGUGGGAAGGAGGAGGGGAAGUGGGAGUUUGAGUAUUUGGUUGUUGCGACGGGGUUUUUUGGACGCCCGAGGGUUCCUAGGAUUGAUGGGUUUGAGGGGAAGGUGGUGCAUAGUUCGCAGGUUAGGGUUGUGAGGGAGUUGGUUGAUGGUGAGGGGACUGGAAAGAAGAUUGUAGUUGUGGGAGGUCAGAUGAGUGGUGUUGAGAUUGCGGCGAGUAUUGCGGGACAGAUAUCUUCGGAGGAGAAUUCGCCUGGGGAGGGGUUUUUGAAAGAUGCGGAAAAGUAUGUUGUUACGAAUGUGGUGCAGACUCCGGUUUGGAUUAUGCCAUUGUUUCUACCUAAGGAGCCGUGGGUUACUACGCCCAAUGGUGAAAAGAUACAAAACCCAGCAACUCCAUUUCUACCAUGUGAUCUUGUCACAUAUAAUCUAACGUUCAAACCACCCGGAAAAUUACAAAAUACAAGUGGCCAUAUAUCUGAGGAAGCUGCUGUAAAGACACAUGGUUUUCUUGAGGGUUAUAUCGGCACUGAUCAGACGGAGUUUGGUUCUAAUCUCUCUAUGACUGGCGAUGUACGUACCGCUGUACCAUAUCUUGCAGCUAGUGAUACCUACUCCGAAUUCGUUCGUUCAGGUAAGAUUCAAACCGUGCGAGGCAAGGUAUUGGAUGGCGCUGCUGGCAAAAAGGCGGUUACUGUUGUUGAUGAGAGUGAUGAAGCUGCUGGCCCAAAGUCUGUUGAAAUCGACGACGUGGCAGCGGUGGUCUUCGCUACUGGUUUUGAAGCUUCACCAUCGCUGGAUUUCCUACCAAAGGAACUCCUCGAAACGCUUCAAUUUGAUCCGAAAAACGCCGCUUUUCCUCUCGCUCUAGAUGUUCAUUCAACAGUUAACUGGAACAUACCUUCUCUCGGAUUCGUUGGUUUCUACCGAAGUCCCUACUGGGGAGUAAUGGAAAUGCAAGCGCGGUAUCUGGGUGCACUCUGGACCGGAGACCCAAAAGCACUACAAGCACUAUCCACAGACACCGGAGUAGAAUCCAUCCUCAAACUACGGAACGACCCUCGAAGAGCCAAUUUUCCAAUGGGAGACUACGCAUACCUAAUGGAAUCCUUCGCCGAGAUCCUCGACAUCAAAAGAUCAGGCGACAAACCAGGUGAACGAACCGGUGGUGUUUUCGGCCCACGCUACCUCCCCUCCACCACCCCCGAAUCCGAAAAACAGGAAGCCGACAAGACUCUCGCAAUGAUCACAAAAUCAAUGCAAGAUUGCGAAUCUGGAAAAUACGUAGCACGUGCCGCCUUUCGCGCUAUGCAAGGCGAUUGGAAACUCAACCGCACGAUCACAAGUCGCAUCGCCUCCUACCCCUCCGGCACACUCACCGGCCAAGCCUACUUCAACCCACGAGCGCCGACAGAUGCAUUAGCAGAUCUCGAAUACUUGUACUUAGAAAACGGCGAAUUCAGCGCCGAUAACGGAUUCAAUUUCACAGCUAAGCGCACCUACGUGCAUCGCUACACCGAGACCACCGACACCCUUUCCGUCUGGUUCACCAAACCCGACCAAAAAACCGUUGACUAUUUCUUUCACUCCCUCCAAUUUAUCCCUCCCCCCGAAGCAAAAGAAAGGGGGAAAGCGCCGUGGAAAGCAAAUUCGAGUCACCUGUGUAUCGAAGAUUUGUAUGAUGUGGAAUAUGAGUUUUGGUUCUGUGGUGCGACGCUGGUGAUGUGGAGUAUGGAGUAUACGGUCAGGGGACCGGCGAAGGAUUAUACUAUUAGGAGUGUGUAUAGACGUUGA
This is a messenger RNA of Glarea lozoyensis ATCC 20868, 2178 nucleotides long. Its product is annotated as FAD/NAD(P)-binding protein. Gene Ontology annotation, molecular function: oxidoreductase activity. The record is from RefSeq and is a predicted model, not a curated record. Bases 1 to 2178 code for a protein of 725 amino acids. The transcript is spliced from 3 exons. NCBI's taxonomy places the organism in Eukaryota, Fungi, Ascomycota, Leotiomycetes, Helotiales, Helotiaceae.